Fonticula alba is the source of this 3609-nucleotide messenger RNA. RefSeq lists its product as hypothetical. Bases 1 to 3459 code for a protein of 1152 amino acids. The record is from RefSeq and is a predicted model, not a curated record. The transcript is spliced from 3 exons. Lineage: Eukaryota; Rotosphaerida; Fonticulaceae.
AUGGCCCCUCCACGGGUGGGCCCGCUGGCGGCCCUGCUGGCGGCGGUGCUUUGCCUGCUGCCAGCGGUGUUGGGGCUGGCGCCGGAGCAGGACAUGUACCUGCACGCGGCGCGGGACCCGGUCCUGCUCCUGUCCGAUCCGGUGGAGAUGGUGUCGCCCUCGGUUCAGUCCUCGACGGGCGCCGUGCGGAGGAGCAAUACCAUCCUCGAUUUGCACCUGCAAAUGGACCAGGUCCAUCAGCUGCCGGAGGUCCGGUGGGGCUCGUUCUUUGGGGAGUCCUUCAUGGAGCUCCACUGUCCGCGGGCGGACAAUCCCGGCACCUGGCCGCUGAUGAUUUUGCCAGUCGGCGAGGCGGCCGCCCCGACGGCAGUCGAGUACACCCAAAGCACGGUGGCCCUUUUUGGCGAGACCAUGGUCUUUGAUCUGCCGGCUUCGGACAGCCUCCUGCUGGCCGGAACCGCGUUUUCCACCUCGCAAGUGGACCUGCUCGGGCUCUAUGGGCCGGCCGACGCCCCGCGCGAUGCAUUCAUGGGCACCAUCACGCCGGACGGCUUCGGCUGGCAGCUCCUGGAGCUGGCCCCGGUGUCCGGGGUGGCCAUCGGCCAGCCCGGCAUCGGGCGGGCAUUCUACCUGGCCAACGGCCACCACCUGAUGUGCAUCAUGACUUCGGACUCCAGGGUCACCGAGACCUCGACCGCCCUGAUGCCGGGCGCCAUCCUGGCCAUGGCGGCCACGCAGCUGGCCGUGCCGGGAGGCAGUUGCCCCGGGCUCCGGGCCGAUGUGCUGGUCCUGCUUGACAGCGGCCAGUUGCAGAUCCACCUGUGCCUCGGGCUCGAGGGGCCCGUGGGGGUGGUCUACGGGGCGUUGCCGGCCGGGGUGUCGGCCGCCGGGGCCUGGUUCCUGACGCCGGCCGCCCCCUCGACCGCCGGGGCUCCGGCGCCCCUGUACCUGGUGCUGCCCUCGGCCGCGGAUGCCCGAGACCGGCUGUGGCUGGCUCACAUCCGGGAGGUGGGGCUGGCGUGGCAGCGCGUGGUCCUGCCGCCGGUGGUGACCCGGCUGUCGGACCUGCGGCUGGCCCGGCUGCGCAUGGAGGACCACCGGUCCGGCCGGUGGACGCUGCUGCAUGGGCAAACGGCCCUCUUCGAGUCGAGCUCCUUCGGGUGUGACUCCGACCGGAGCAUCACCUGCGACGGUGGCCUGGUGUCCUCCGGCUCAGCGAGCGGGUGGGCCUGUGCCGAGGGUCAUGCCGAGGCGCCGUACGUCUCGCCGGGCAAACUGUGCGCCGGCUGCAUGGAUGGGUGGUUCCUGGACCGACCUGCCGAUGAGGUCCCCCUGUCGGAGCCGAGCCAUGUGUGCCGGCCCUGCGCGUCGGCCCACUGCCGGACAUGCGAUGCCCGGGACUGCCUCGUAUGCGAGGAGACCCACUUCCCGGAGCCGAGCGGCCCGGCCGGGGCGACCGUCUGCGUGGCCGUCUGCUCGCGGGGCUUUGCCCUGGUGGCCGGGGCGUGCCAGCCUGCUGGCAUGCCAUUGGCGGUGGCCCGGCUCACGGUGCCGGAAGCCGACCCGGUCCCCGGGCUGGCGCCUGGGGACAGUGUCACCGCCGCCGGGGAGACCUGGCUGCAGGUGGACCCCGGCACCGGGCUGCCGGUGGUCCCGGCGGCGGCCGCCGAUGCGGGCCCGGCCGCGGGGAUGCUCCUUUUCACCGAGCAGCAAAAGGUCCUUUUCCUGCCGGCCAGCGCUGUCGGCCAGGCUGGCGGGGCCCCGCCGGCCCGGGAGGUUGUCCUGCUGGAUGUGAACCUGCCAGGGCCGGUGGUGGCUUUCGCCGAGACCCGGUCCUUCUCCGAGGACAAUCAGCUGCUCCUGAUGCUGGCCCUGUGCUUGCGGCCCGGGACGACGUUUGUGGUGAUCCUCGCGUGUCCCGCCGGGCCCGGGGGGACGGCUUGCGUGAUUGCGCGGCCGGCGUCUGCCAGCCUCCUGUCGGCGGAUGGCUGCCUGGCCGUGCGGCGCGUCGACUCCGGCAGCCUAUUUGUGCAGAAGACCCGGACCUGGGGGCUGCUGCUUCGGCCGGAUGUCACCCAGCAGAGGGUCUCGGCGGCGGUGCUCGAGGGCCACGGGCUGGUGGGCUUGCCGGUCCGAUCCGGGGAUCGAGCUCGGCUGGACCCGGGCCCGGGCGAGUGGUUCCUCUCGGUCAAUUCGCUGGGGCUGCCGGGUGCGGCGCCGCAGUUUCUCCCCUGGUCGUGGGAUUCCCGGCUGCUGUCGCUCAGUGGGCGGCUGCUUCGGCGGCAGGCGGCGGCGGCCCUGGCGGUGGACGGCCCGUGUGUGCCGGUGUUUCUGCCCCGCGGCCCGGGGGGGGCCCCGCCGGAGCUGGUCUUCCCCCUGGGUGCCGGGUCCGACUGGACGGUUCUCCGGGUGCCCGGGGACAUGCUGCCGUCCGGCCGGUCGGUCGACUUGCCCUUCAGCUGGCAUGUGCUCGGGGCCCUGCCCCGGGAACUGCCGCCCAGCCGGGGGUCGUCCUCGGACGUCCUCUUUCAGGGGGUGGCCCUGCCGGCCGGGGGGGCCCGGUUCCCGAGUGCGCUGGUGUUGCUGGCGCGCCACUUCAUCGGCGUGUCGCUGCUAUUUUGCGCGGACGGCGCGGCCGGGCCGUGUGUCCUCCGGCCGGCGGUCUUUGUGGACCUGCCGGCCGGGAUGCACUCCACGGCCGAUGCCGGGCUCUGGACGCUGGCGGUGGCAGGGGGCCCGGGCCCGGGCCCGGGGCCGGUCGGGACGUUGCAGUCACCCGGCGAGGUGACCCUGGUGGCCUUUGCGCCGGAUGUCGGCAUGCUGGUCUUCGCCCUGGCGAUGGAGUGCCCCGGCGGGGGGGAUGCGCCGCUGUGCGCCCCCUGCCAUGAGGCGUGUGCCACGUGCGACGCCCCGGGCCCGGACGGGUGCAUGUCCUGUCGCCACUGGGCGUGGACUUCGCCGGGCGAGUGUCUGGCUGCCUGCCCGGGUGGCUUGUUCGCGGAGCCCGACGGCCGGUGUGUUUGCCAUCCCACGUGCGCCCAGUGCGCCCAGGCGGGUGCCAGCGGCUACACCUGCACCCGGUGCGUCGGUGGGCAUGCUGUCGACCCGCAUGCCGGCUCGCCGGGCCGGUGCUUCGAGUGCGCGGCCUCCUGCGGGGAGUGCUCGCGGCCUGGCGACCCGGCGGCCUGCACGGCGUGCCUGACCGGUGAUUGGCUGCUUGAUGGCACAUGUGUCGGCUGUCUGACGCGCGCGGCCCCCUGGCCGGGCAUGAACAUCGGCGAGAUCAUGGCCGCGGUGCUUGGCGGCUCCCGGCCGGUGAUCAGUCCUCUGGCCGGCAGCGCCGCGGACCUGGUGCAGGCCGGCUGGCAGGAGGACCCCGGUCGGCGGCCGAGCACUGCGGCCUUCCGCCAGCGCUGUGCCGCUCUGUUUGUGGCCUCCGGCGGCCUGGCCGGCCCUUGAGACGGCGAUCCGACAGGCUCUCGCGCGGCGUGCAUCACCCCUGGGCCGGUGUGAUGGUGGUCCUCCUGACCGGGGGGGGGGGGGUCCCGGCAUGGGACUACACCACCGGCGGUGAGAGCAAAUAGACUGACUCUCCCCUUCGUCUGGGCA